Molecule: messenger RNA, 897 nt
Organism: Alternaria atra
Lineage: Eukaryota; Fungi; Ascomycota; Dothideomycetes; Pleosporales; Pleosporaceae
Exons: 1
Coding region: 1-897 (298 amino acids)
Source: RefSeq, a predicted model, not a curated record
AUGGCGGCUCGAGAAUACUAUCUCGGCACGCAAGCUGCACAUGAACUGCCAGGCAGCCACCCACCAAACCCAUGUUCAUCUCAGCCACAAAAGCCGCCACUGUAUCAGCAACCACCCGCGCAACAACAUCCGCAAGCAAAUGUCCAUAAUCCCACAUAUGCGAAUACGCCGCCACCAUCAUACUCAGCAUACCCUCAACAACCGCCGCAACAACCUCAUGGUUACCCGCCUCAACAACAAUACCAGCCUUAUCCUGAGAAGAACAACGCUCAAGCGAUGACAGCGCCAUAUCCGCAAACACCACCAGCAGGCUACUACCCCCCUCAACAACCGAUGCCACAACCGCAACAAGCACCGCCCCAAAACAACGGCUACCUAGGCGCGCCACUCCAACAUUACAGAAGUCACUCGCAACCCGCCCGCGUCCGCUUCGCAGACCAAGAUUCGGAUCGCAGCACAAGUCUAGGCUCCAUGUCAGAUUCCGACGACUACUCACCACCCCGCCACAGCAGUAGCAGACACCACGGUCGACAUCGCAGCCACUCCACCCGCGACUACGAUUCCGACCGUGACCGCGACCGCGACACCCGUCGACACAAGCCUAGGAAAUCUCACUCGUAUGACAAAACACACGAAGAGAAGCACAAGAACAGGGAUACUUUCCUCGGCGCUGGUGCGGGCACCAUUAUCGGGGAUGCCAUUUUCCCUGGUUUGGGCACUGCGGCGGGGUUGGUGCUGGGGGGUUAUGGAGGCAGAAAGUAUGCUGAUACGAGGAGUAAGAGUGAUUAUGAUGGAAGGAGUAAGGAGAAGAGAAGUCAUGGGGGUAGUAGGAGGUUGGGGGAUGAUGGGUGGGAUGAGAAGACUAGGACGUAUCGGAAGGGUGCUGCUGUGAGAUGA